AUGACGUCUGGUGGGAAAGCGAUGCCACGCGAUGAGGAACUCCAACGAAAGCGGGCGAGGGAUCGCAAGUCCCAGCAGGCCAUGCGUGACCGCUCCAAAACCAUGAUUCAGAACCUGAGCGGGCAGGUCACGCAUCUAUCACAAAUGGUAGAGGACAGAGAUCGUAACAUCAUCAAGCUAGGAGACACAUUGCAGUCGCUCAAAGAUGAGAUCGAUCAUUUGAACGUCGAAAACGGUGCGCUGAGACUGAAACUCAUCGGACAGGCCACUGAAUCAUCGUUGACACUACCCUGCUGGAAGAGGCCUCCGGUCAAUACGGCGCCAACUUGCAUAUCUGAUCAGAUCAUACAGGACUUCCUGACCUUGGGCCGGGACAGCAACCCGAAGGUAUACGACGACAAGGCCAAUUUAUGCCAUCUGCUCGAUCAGACACAGAGGCCCGCAGACGCGCUGAGUAACAUCGUCAGCGACAUCAUCCUCAGCUACAAGGAGAUCGAGACACUGCCUAAGCAAGUGAGCCUUUUCCAUGCUUUCACGGCGCUACUCAAAUGGCAAGUCACUCUGGAUGAGGCGAGCUGGAGCAAAGUGCCAACGUUCUUCCGGCCGACGAAUGCACAGCUUACGACACCACACCCUGCUUGGAUCGAACGAGUGCCGUGGCCGAGAGUCCGCGACUACCUUAUUGAACAUCCUGAGAUAACGCUUGACAUGUUCGCAAUUGUCUACAGCACAAACUUCAACAUCACCUGGCCCUACGAUCCAAGGCAUGUGGUGCUUGUGACUGAGGACAGCAACCUGGUCAUUGUCAAUCCGGUGUUCGAGGAGCACAUCCAACAGAUCAGCAAUUGGACCAUCACGGAUGCUUUCAAAGCAAGAUUUCCGGAGAUGGCAGACCUAGUAGACGCCGACACUCGGCCAGGAUGA
Saxophila tyrrhenica is the source of this 924-nucleotide messenger RNA. RefSeq lists its product as uncharacterized. The coding region runs from base 1 to 924 and encodes 307 amino acids. Gene Ontology annotation, biological process: regulation of DNA-templated transcription. Gene Ontology annotation, molecular function: DNA-binding transcription factor activity. NCBI's taxonomy places the organism in Eukaryota, Fungi, Ascomycota, Dothideomycetes, Mycosphaerellales, Extremaceae. The transcript is spliced from 3 exons. The record is from RefSeq and is a predicted model, not a curated record.